AUGCGGUCGCCGACGCUGCCGCAGCUCUUGGUGGGGCCGCUGCUGGUGUUGCUGGUGCUGCUGGAGGCCGCCCGCUGCGCGGAGGCUGCGGCCCCUCGCCCCCGGGACGCCACCACCGCUUCCCCACGCUCAACGGAGGCGGCCAGCGGGGCCUCCACGCGUAGCAGCAGCAACAGUAGUAGCAGCAGCAGCCGCCUGGCCGAGGUGUCGGCGCCGCCCGAGCAGGGCCAGCCCAUGACCCAGCGCGCCCUGUCCGUGCUGGUUCUGGCCAGCGCCGCCCUCAUCGUCUACUUCGUGAUCCGGACCGUGCGGCUCAGAAGGCAAAAUAGAAAAACCCGAAGAUAUGGAGUUUUGGAUAUGAACAUAGAAAACAUGGAGCUGACUCCAUUAGAACAAGAUGAUGAUGAUGAUGAUACAACACUGUUUGAUGCCAGCCAUCCUCGAAGAGAAGUACGUGCCUUUCAUUGAAAGAACCUUAUCUUAGAACCAGAGAAGGAGACUGCUUCAUGGGAGAAAUAAGAAGCAAGAGGGUAUGCAAGUGGGGGGAACUAAUUUAAUUUGUGUAUUUUGGCAUCCUUAAUAUCUUGCAAUAAGUAAUGUAUCAAUUUGUUGUAUCUUUUUGUAUAUAGAGAUUCUCAAUAUGUAGCUUAGGGGGAGAGAGUACUAACUGUGAUAAGAUAAAAACCUAUUUAAAAUGGAGAAUCCUUGUAAAACAGGGUAUUUUUUGCUUGUUAGAAGUCUUGUAUGCCAUUAAGCAUGGUAUACAGUUUUUUUCCUACAGUAACCUGGAAUGUUAAUUUUUUCUUCUGAUAUUAAAUUGUAAGUAAAUAAAGCCACUGUGGAACUUCUCAGAAUUGUUAGAACACGAUUUUUAUUGAGUAGAUGAUUUACUGUUUACCAAUAAAAAGCCAAACCACUGCCUUCUGUGUUGAGAAUUUAAACAACUGAAUUAACAUGUUUUGUUCAUGUAAACUUCAGUGAAAAAAUAAAAUGUGUUUACAGUGCUCCUAGCAUUUAGUAUGAUGCUCCAACACUAUACGUUUUAAGGAUACUUGGGAUAUUAAUAUAAUUAUGUAAAACAUGGUAUUGCAACAUCUUCUUGCUGUUGAGACUCCUUAUUGCAACUGUUGAGUUAAUUUUUUGUGAGAUCUGUCUUCAACUUGUGUGAACAGAUGUGGCUCAGUGACUUUAGGAUCUUGCUGUGUGAUGUCAGUAUUCAGACCUGUAGUGAAGCAGAGGUAAGCCUUUGGGAAAAUUCUAAAUAUUCUGUAACUCUAAAAUGAAACACUGACAUCAGAAGCAGCUGUUACUGAAAUGUGUGGUAGUACUUUCAUGAAUGUAGUCAACACAGAGCAGUUCUGUUUAGUUUUUGGCUAGUGCCAUAAAAAUUAGAACAGUCUUUAAGACCUGGAAGAUACACUUUUUUAAAUGUGUUGCAGUUUCCACCAUAAUCCUGAUAAUGUAAACAAAAUGUUCAAAUUCUAGUUUAGAAUUAAUGUGUAAUUUUUUGCUAAUUCCUUAUAUCCAUAUAUUUCAAGGCAUAAGCUUUCUACAGCAGUAUUGGUGGGGUUGACUAUGUAUCCUAAAAGUGCCUGAGUUAUGGGUUACAGGGAAAGAGGAAUAAUUUUUCCUGAUUCUUCACCCUCUUGGUGUUUGAACAAAAUUGGAGUACCUUUCUUUGAGGUCAUUUCAACAGUGACAGGGUGGGGAGGGAGUCUGCUGUAGAUUUUCUUUACUUCUGCCAACUGAUCUGUUAUAUUGAAACCUUCUUACUGCACUAAGAAUAGCUCAGAUGAGGUCAAAUCAGCCGCCCAAGGUAAUUUUCACCUACAGCUGCCCACGUGCCACAUACAGCUAGGAAAUAGAUUGUAUUUAUAAUAAAUGUAAGGUUUUAUUUUGCUUCCUGUUGUAUCUAACUUUUUUCUGCUUACAUGUAAAGAUAAAACUGAAAUGGAACUACAACACUAAUUCUUGGAACUGCUUAGUUGAGGAAUGUGGAGACUUAGUAAAGAAUAACUGGGUUGUAGACUGCAGGUGAGAGAACCGUGAAUGAUAGAAGGCAAAGUAUGCUGUUUCCGUAUAUAGAGGGGACCAUCAAUGUUAAACUAAACAUAAGUGAAAUCUUUCAGAAGUAUAGACUGUCUUCCUGACAUCCUGGAAUUCAAACCUGUAGAAUCUUUCUAGGCUUUGAGCCACUCUGAAGAGGUGUUAUGCACAGAUAUUUGAACUGUUUAAGCAAGUUAAAAUCACUGGAAAUGCAAUCAAUCUUUAAGCUCUUGUAUAUGCUGCAGGUAAACUUUGAUGUUUUUCUGCAGAAAA
Molecule: messenger RNA, 2319 nt
Organism: Melozone crissalis (California towhee)
Lineage: Eukaryota; Metazoa; Chordata; Aves; Passeriformes; Passerellidae
Gene: FAM174A
Product: family with sequence similarity 174 member A
Exons: 3
Coding region: 1-468 (155 amino acids)
Source: RefSeq, a predicted model, not a curated record